Molecule: messenger RNA, 1299 nt
Organism: Coffea eugenioides
Lineage: Eukaryota; Viridiplantae; Streptophyta; Magnoliopsida; Gentianales; Rubiaceae
Product: 5'-3' exoribonuclease-like
Molecular function (GO): 5'-3' RNA exonuclease activity; 5'-3' DNA exonuclease activity
Source: RefSeq, a predicted model, not a curated record
AAAGAUAGCCCAAAGAAGCCAAAUGGUACCAAUUGCUCUAAUAAUUGCAGCAUAAAAAACAAAAAGAAGAAAAAGAAGAGAGCUGAUAGCAAGAGAAGAUUGAGUAGUGUACAAACUGUAGCAUAUAAAUCCAGUGAAUGGGUCUUCUUGGACCAUUCUGCUGGUUCUUCAUCUACCGCUGAAAUUAUGAUGACUUUGGGGGUGCACUGGAAUGAUCUGAAGAAGUUGGUCUUUUACCUUCAUUUUCAUUCGAUUCACAGUGAUGGGAUAUUAUCACCUACCAAGCUUGUUGAGAGAGCCCACCAAAAUGGCUUGAAAGUAAUUGUGUUGACAAAUCAUGAUACAAUGUCUGGUAUACCUGAAGCCCAGGAAGCAGCUUUCAGAUAUGGGAUCAAGAUUGUUCCAGGAGUUGAAGUUAGCGCAGUUUUCUGUCCAAGUGGAGAGAUGGGAUCAGAAGAACCAGUUCGUAUUCUUGCAUACUAUAGUGUGUGGGGACCAAUAAGGAUAGACGAAUUAGUGAAGCUGACUUGCAUAAGGAAUGGACGUUUCCUAAGUGCAAAGAGCAUGGUUUCAAAAUUAAACAAACUGAAGCUAUCUCUCAAGUGGGAGCAUAUAACCAAGAUUGCAGGCACAGGUGUUGCUCCUGAGAGGCUGCAUGUUGCUCGUGCUUUGGUUGAAGCAGGCCAUGUAGAGAACCUAAAACAGGCCUUUUCAAGAUAUCUUUAUGAUGGUGGAUCUGCUUAUUCCACUUCUGGCACAUCCCUGGGCGCUAAAAUCCCCGGUUGCCGUGAUCAGAAGGCUAACAAAAGCAGGCUUGCAUGGAAUAGACUCUUGCAGAAGUGAUGGAAAACUGGCAGUGCAGCGAUUGUGCUGAUGCAUAUGGUCUUGUGAAGCUUGGAGGAUCAGAUUACCGUGGGAGAGGUGGACAGCAUGAAUCUGAUGUGGGGAGUGUGAGGCUUCCCAUGUCAUCGGUGCAUGAGUUUCUUAAGGUCGCCAUACCAAUUUGGUUCAAAGGCUACUGUAGAUAAUCUUGGAAAAAUGUCAAAGAUCCCAAUGAUGCAAAUUUACAUUUUAUAAUCAUGUUUAGCUGCAAUCACGCAAUGUAUUGACAAUCUGCACGUAAUGUAUUGACAAGUUUAGCCACAAUCACGCAAUGUAUUGACAAAUCUGCAUGGAAAUGCGCCCUGUCUCUCUCUCUCAAAAAUCAGGGAGGGAGAAUGUUGAGCUCAAAUUUGGAAUACUAAAACUAAUGUGCUAAUUGCCUUUAUAAUUUGUUUGGAUAGUUUAUGGGUUUUUCUA